UAUGCAGAUGGGUCUCCUGUUGUGGGCCAUGGCCUUGUUAUGCUGGAGGCUGACCAAGUCACAUACUGAAAAAUCCUGAGGCAACAGAACAGCUAAAUCAAUGUGUGGAAGGAACUGCUCUCAAGGCAAAAAAUAUACCUAAGUGCAUCUUGCGUCUGUUGCUGCCGUAAGCAUUACGUAAAGGAAGCUUACGUUAAUAGGCUUCGGUCCACGCAGCUUGUCUGCAGCGUGUCGUUCACUCUAACAGGCUUUUUCCCAUGCUCCUCCAGGAACAUGGAUGGUUUUUAUGUGGUGUUGCAGGUUACUUUUGUAUUAUAUCUAAUCACUGCUGGAUCAUCGACUUGUCUGAAAGGUUGCUCUUGCACUGAUGAGACCCUGGGAAGGUCUUUGCUAUGCAUGGAAACCUCCAUGAGACAAAUUCCAGAAAACAUCCCACACAAUUUCACUAAGAUCCGUGUGGAAAACUGCCAUCUGACAGAGUUACCUCAACGAUCCUUCUCCAACGUGGGUGCCUUGCAGUUCUUGUGGCUCAAUUUUAACAAUAUAACACUGAUGAACAUCAAAAGCCUAGAGGGGCUGGCCAAUUUGACGGAGUUGCGGCUACAGGGCAACAAGCUGACUUCAAUUCCGUGGACUGCAUUUCUGGAUACGCCGAAACUCAAAAUUCUAGACCUUAAACACAAUCGCCUAGAUGUCUUGCCGGAACACUCCCUAAGACACUUACCUGAACUGACCUAUUUAGACUUAUCCUUUAACCAGCUGAGUGUUAUAUCAAAAGAUGUCUUCCUGAACUGGCCCGUUUACCAGAAAGAAGAGCGAGUUUGGGCCAAGGAAGGAUCGGUCUCCAAUGUAAUCUUAGCACUACACAACAACCCUUGGCUAUGCGACUGCCGUCUCAAAGGUUUUGUGGAGUUCAUCCGGGCGGUCGGCCCUCCUAUCGUUUUAAUGAACUCGUAUUUGACGUGUUCUGGCCCCACCUCUAAAGUGGACAUGUUUUUCCACAAAAUCCAUUUGAAAACAUGUACGAAACCUGUGGCCUCUACCCCAGAGACUAACAUCAACAUGCCUCUUGGAGAAAAAGCAACACUCUCAUGCUUAGUCAAGGCCAGGCCAGCCCCAACCAUCGAGUGGAUGUACAAUCAGAAGAUUAUAAGAGGAUUUACCGCUACUAUGAGUUCCAUUGAUGAGGAGACAUUCAACUCCACUCUGGUGAUCCCUUCUUUGCACCUCACGGAUGGAGGACUCUACACUUGCCUGGCUAACAACUUCAUCGGCAACUCCACCGUUGGCAUCAUGGUGAACAUCAGCACUUUGAGCUUCUCCGCUCCUCUACUCCCACCUGCACCUAUCCUUUCCCCUGAUGAGAACACCUACAUCGACAUUCGAAUCGCCAAACAGACGGUUUACGGCAUUACACUGGAAUGGCGCGCUGCCACCGACAAUCCGGCAGAAACCUGGUUUACUGUCCACUUCGGCAAGUAUGACUCGCCCAAAAAGGAGACCAUCUAUAUCGGACCGGGCAUUAACAGCUACUCUGUUAGUGAUUUGCUUCCUGUUACCAAAUAUGAGGUAUGUGUGACCUUGAAGAACCACCCACCACGGGAGGGACAGUGCAUUGUCUUCGUGACCGGAAGUGACGUUAGCGAGAUGGAGCAGCGAGAGCGUCUGAUCCACAUUGUCGUCGUCGUGUGCAUCAUGGUGCUAGCCGUGCCGGUCGGUAUGUACGCCUGCACCACAGAAGCCCGCUUCGGCUGUGUGGACCGCUGCAGGGAUCUGUGGAAAAAGCGGCACUGGCGGUCUCACGGCGGGAACCUGCAAGGGGCUCAAAGUCAGGGCACCGAGAGUCAAGGCACUUUCGACAGCCUGCAGGUUGCCAGUGACGAAGUCUUGUGCAGGGACAUGGGGGAAAAAGCCAAAAAGAAGCACAAAUCUGAUGACCGUUGCAAAGGAGGAAGCGUGGCCUAUCUAUACUAAAUCAACAAAUUCAUCUCUUCCAUUUUUGCACUCUUUACCAGCUGACUUUGUGAAAUGAUAAAUUAUAAGUCAAUCACAUGGCACAAUAUGAGACUGACAACAGUUCACAAAAACUGAUAAUCCAACAACUCGGAUGCCUUUAUUCUGUAUUUUUCUGUGUCCUUUUAAUGUACAUAUAGAUUAUUUUUACAUGUUGUUUUCCAGAUUGAUAUCAAACAGUAAAAUUGGACAAAAUUUGUCUCGGGAAUAAUUUACAGUAUAUGUCAUUACUGGAUUAAAAAGAGAAAGACAAAUGCUGAGGCAUUCUAUUUUUUUUUUAAGCACAAUCACUCAAAGGAUUUGUUACAUAAGUGCUAUAUUCCUAGCAUUUAUCCAUACACUGCUAAGCAGAUUAGAGUGAUUUUCUCUCAGAACCCUUGUCAAGCAGGACAUGAUAUUUCUAUUUAAUGACAGCUCCUACUACAAAUAUUUUGCACAUUUUCUGAACAUGACAGGGAUAGUCAAAUACUGUACAUGUUAACACAUACCCAUUUUUUUUUAAAAUAAAAAAUUUGGUCAAUUUGUGACCAACAAACCUUUUCCCG
This is a messenger RNA of Corythoichthys intestinalis (scribbled pipefish), 2558 nucleotides long. Its product is annotated as leucine-rich repeat, immunoglobulin-like domain and transmembrane domain-containing protein 2. The transcript has 3 exons. Lineage: Eukaryota; Metazoa; Chordata; Actinopteri; Syngnathiformes; Syngnathidae. Gene Ontology annotation, molecular function: protein binding. The coding region runs from base 274 to 1974 and encodes 566 amino acids. The record is from RefSeq and is a predicted model, not a curated record.